Myotis myotis is the source of this 1403-nucleotide messenger RNA. RefSeq names its product KH domain containing 3 like, subcortical maternal complex member (gene KHDC3L). NCBI's taxonomy places the organism in Eukaryota, Metazoa, Chordata, Mammalia, Chiroptera, Vespertilionidae. The transcript has 3 exons. The record is from RefSeq and is a predicted model, not a curated record. The coding region runs from base 73 to 1128 and encodes 351 amino acids. Gene Ontology annotation, cellular component: apical cortex; protein-containing complex. Gene Ontology annotation, molecular function: RNA binding.
CCCGGGCCCAAGAGCCGCUGCCUUAGCCAGGCCCACUGGCAUUUGCCCCGGCUCUGCGUGUCCCGCCGCAGCAUGGCCACCACCAAGCGCUUUCCCACGCUCGUGCAGCUGGAGCAGCGGGGAGGGGCGCCGUUCCAGGUGCUGGGCGACAACACCAAGCAGCCCUACUGGUUCCACACGGAGUAUCUCAAGAGCCCGAAGACGGUUCACCUCGAGGCGUGGCUGGUGGAAGCGAUCUUCGGCCCCGGCGGAGAGCACAUUCCGCACGUCGAGUGUGUGUCGCAGACCCUGCUUCGCAUUAACCAGUGGGAUCCCGAAGGCGAGGCCGAGAUCCUGAUCUUUGGCCGGCCUUCUUACCAAAAGGAUGUGUCCAAGAUGAUCAUGAACUUGGCUCACUACCACCGCCAACUCCGGGCACAAGGUUCGCUGAAGAACGCUGCCCAGCAGGCCGAGCUGCCGAGCUUCUCCGCUGCAGUCCGGGUGGCUAUGCUCCAGGCCUCCCCCGACAAAGUCCGAGUGGUCAAGAGCCAGAGAUCCCCCGACAAAGUUCGGGAGGCCGCGACCCAGCGGUCCCCCGACGCUGUUCAAGAGAAGGCGACCCAGCGGUCCCCUGACGCUGUCCGGGAGAUGGGGACCCAGCGGUCCCCCGAUGCUGUCCAAGAGAAGACGACCCAGCGGUCCCCCGAUGCUGUCCAAGAGAAAACGACCCAGCGGUCCCCUGACGCUGUUCAAGAAAAGGGGACCCAGCGGUCCCCCGACGCUGUCCAAGAGAAGGCAACCCAGCGGUCCCCCGAUGCUGUCCAAGAGAAGGGGACCCAGCGGUCCCCCGACGCUGUCCAGGAGAAGGCGACCCAGCGGUCCCCCGACGCUGUCCGGGAGAAGGGGACCCAGCGGUCCCCCGACGCUGUCCGGGAGAAGGGGACCCAGCGGUCCCCCGACGCUGUUCAAGAGAAGGGGACCCAGCGGUCCCCCGACGCUGUUCAAGAGAAGGGGACCCAGCGGUCCCCCGACGCUGUUCAAGAGAAGGGGACCCAGCGGUCCCCCGACGCUGUUCAAGAGAAGGGGACCCAGCGGUCCCCCAACGCUAUCUGGGAGGUGGCGACCCAGCUGUUCCCCAACACAGUCUAGGAGGCGGCGACCCAGAGCUCCCCCAACACUACCCAGAGCCCGGUUCCCAGGUUAUGAAGGCAUUUCGGGGCCCCGGAGCGCGAGCCAGGCAAGGUUCAAGUGAAAACCCCUCUCUGGAACCCUAUUCUAGGUCCAGCUUCUGCAGCAGAAGCUGGGGAAAGGAAAGGGUGGUGUGGGUUGUUCUUGGUUUCCCCUCCCCACCCCCAUGUUAAAUGUUUGCAAGCACAAAUCUAAAAUUGUAACAAAAGAAUCAAAUUUCCUUAAUAAAGAAUUGA